AUGGCUGUCUUAAGGGAUGGAAAAACGACCAAAAACCAGCCGAAGGCGUCUUCCGGAAAUCCAUCGGGAGUAAACAAACCUCCUACAUCAAAGACCAAGGCGCCGGAUCCACAGGAGAGAAAUCUUCAAGAUCGGAGACUUCAAGUCAAGGCAAGUAAAGAUGCUCGACAGAAAGAUCUUGAAGGUCUUAAGCAGAAGUUGAAUGGGAUUAAGUCUGAUCUGGAAUCCCCGGAAACCUCGGAGGAAUCGAAAUCGCAAAUGGAGGAGUCGCUAAAGAACAUGAUGAACAUUUACACGAAUAUGGAAAAGGAAGUUACGGAAUUUAACUCGGAUCUCAUGGAAAUUGAUUCAGAUCUGAGGAAAAUCGAAAAUGAUAAGCACCAGACGGACCCAGAUCCGAUGGAGGACGUUCAAAAUGAAGAGUAUAAACAACAUGCCCAGCCUGUCACUGACAACGCAAGUGUACCUGCGGCAGCAAAUGGCACAAAUGAUAACGAAAGUCCGCUUCUUUUUUCCCAGAGCAGGCCAGACAAUAUAAACUCUUUGGUUGACGAAGAAAAGCCUACUAGCUGGGCCGACUUUGAUAUUAUUGACCUGACGAAAGAUGAGGACAGUCAGGCUGACCUUCUUGGAGAAGGCAAGACUUUGCUGACAACCAACUGCCGGAGCGGGAAAUUGUACAUGAACUCGUAUGGGCCCAAGAACAGCGCGAUGCUUACUUGGACUUCAGCUCCUGGAGCAAGCGAAGGCGAAAAUGUUACCAAUAUUCGCUCCAAGAAUCACAAAUGGGCCAUGGACACAGACGAUGAUGGACACUUCAUAUACAAAGGCAAAAUCGCGCAUAUCAAAGGAAUCGCUUGGCUCCCCAAGCAAGACACCCACUGUAUGCAGGACCUUCUGGACUCUGUCGAAGAACUAAAUCCUGUGAAUAAAAUUGACGACCCGAAAUAUCGAUUUCCGUUUAGUACUGUUCUCGUUGGUUGGAAGGACGUCCGGCUGUUGCCGGCUUGUAUCAACCGUUCGAAUUACAAGGACCUUACCAGCGCGAGCAAAGAAGCGAGCAAACGCACCGAUAGAAAAUUCUACGAGAUUGCCUGUCUUCAAGUGAAAAGAUUCAAGAAUUGGGCAGGUGAAGACAGAUUAGGGAGAGAUAAAAGCCCAAGCCCAUUGGAAGAGACUCCGGAGCCAGAGGAGAGACUCCAGAACCAGAACGGCCAGACCCAGAACGGCCAGACCCAGAACGGCCAGACCCAGAACGGCCAAAACCAGCAAUUUUCGAAUAAUACCCCAUCGGAAAAUGAGCAAGGCAACCCUAGAAUGCCCGUCAAUUUUACAUUUAACAGGAACAAAUUCAUUGAAGACCUCUUUAGACGCAAAGGCUGGGAUAAAUUGAGCGAAGAGGAACAGAUGGAAAAGGAGGCUUUGGCUCAGGCAAAAUAUCAUAUCUAUCGGCGAAAGAUGAUAGAGCAAGGUGCCAAAGAAGUGGAAGAUAGCUAA
Penicillium alfredii is the source of this 1497-nucleotide messenger RNA. RefSeq lists its product as uncharacterized. The coding region runs from base 1 to 1497 and encodes 498 amino acids. Lineage: Eukaryota; Fungi; Ascomycota; Eurotiomycetes; Eurotiales; Aspergillaceae. The transcript has a single exon. The record is from RefSeq and is a predicted model, not a curated record.